ACACCAUUGACAUUAUUAACCAUCAUCCAACACCACAAAGCUAUUUUUAAAGUAACGAGUAUAGUGUUGUCUCUCAGGCACGAAACCCAAGGAGCCGUUUCCUUCUACAAGAUGAGCUUCUUCCAGCAGCGACGUUUCUCAGGGAAUCUUCUUUUCUGAUCUGUUCACCUUUGCUAAGGAGAAAUCCCUCUCGGGUGGAUCUCCUUUUCCGGUGACUUAACCGGAACCACCAGAUCCACUGGAUCCUCAGAUCUGCUUCUCCUUUGGCGAAUCUCUUGCCCAGCCGAUGAGUCCCUCUUCCUUCAGAGCGUGUGACUUGUUCAUCGUCCCUCUCUCCUCCACACUGUCGCCGGCUGACGCCCUCACCUUACCUCACCAGAUGUUCCCUCAGAUAUGCUCUUCUGAGACGGGAAGGUAUUGGAUGUUGGUUGAGUUUGUGGCUCUGGUUUUGUGGAAUUUGGAUGAAGUUAUGGGCUUAGAUACUGUUGUGUCUACUUUAGUGCUCUCUUGCAGCAACCUUAUCGCUUUGAUGCGAUCAUUUACCGCAGUAUGCGGAUUCUAUCUCGAUUUGGCUUUGUUAAAACUUGUCUUGUGGCAACUUGGACAAAGUUCUUUGAAUCUAAACAACCGACCAGUUCAUCGGGGCUUUUGUAGCCCUCAUCUCUCCUUUCUAGAGCCUUUAUUCCUCCCCUAUACUUCACUUGUGUUUAGUGGUAGUGUUACCGGGAGCAUUGUGUUAACUGUUCUGCUUGAAGUAGAAGCGGGGAUUGUUGUUCAAGACUGUUCUCGUUCAGCAUUUGUUGAUUGUUUAACGUUAGUGUCUUUGGAGGUUUUGUUUCCUUCUCCUUGUGUUUUCAGUAAGGACUUCCAAGCUAAAGAGGUUUGCUUUACUGGAUGCUCUUGGUUUGAUACUUCCUUGGCAGAACUUCAGUUUCCUUUCCCAAAAUUCCCUCUUCUUUGGAGGGGUUUGGAUGAUCAAGACUUGUUGGUAUUGCAACGUUCCUCCUCCCGACUGAUGGUUAUUAUAGAUGCGAUCUAUCAAGAAACUGUUGAGAUUAUACUUGUUUGUUGGUCUCUUAUGUUCUCUUCCUAUGAUUUGUAUCUUAUCUAUCUCUUGUUUAACCAUCCUUUGAUGGUGUUUUUUUUGGCAAUUGUUGCCUUGUUUCUUUUGUUUUGGAUGUAGUUCCUCUUUUGUUAGAGGUUGAAACUCUUUAAUUUAAUGAAAGUGAAUUGUUUGACCAAA
Molecule: messenger RNA, 1243 nt
Organism: Camelina sativa (false flax)
Lineage: Eukaryota; Viridiplantae; Streptophyta; Magnoliopsida; Brassicales; Brassicaceae
Source: RefSeq, a predicted model, not a curated record